GCAAUGAAUGACGCAAGUGCAGAUAUAUCUAUGGGGUGUAGCUGGUAGCUGGUAGCUGCCAAGAUCCCCACUUUCCUUAUUUUCUUCUCCAUCUUUUCCUCACCACCUCCAUAUCCUCCAUCUACAUCGACAUUUACAUCCCCCAGUGAACCCGACGUAGACACCAUCCCAUCAACAUGCCUCUCACACCCUCUUCCGAUCCCCUGGUGUGGAUCGACUGCGAGAUGACCGGCCUCGACCCCUCUACCGACCACAUCCUCCAAAUCAGCUGCAUCAUCACCGACGCCCAACUGACCCCCCUCCACCCGGGCUUCGACACCACAAUCCACGUCCCCGACACAAUCCUCAAUUCCAUGAACGAAUGGUGCAUCACCACCCACGCCCGCACCGGCCUCACCGCCUCCGUGCGCGCCUCCACCACCACCCCCGACCAAGCCGCCUCCGCCCUCCUCUCCUACAUCAAGCAAUACAUCCCGGAGCCGCGCCGGGGCGUGCUCGCAGGGAACAGCGUGCACGCCGACCGGGCGUUCCUGGCGAGGGGCCCGUAUCAGGCGGUGCUGGAGCAUUUGCAUUACCGGAUUCUGGAUGUGAGUAGUUUUAAGGAGGGGGUUAGGAGGUGGGGUGGGGAGGAGCUGUUAAGGCAGGUCCCGGAGAAGAGGGAGGUGCAUUUGGCGAGGGAUGAUAUACUGGAGAGUAUUGAGGAGGCGAGGUUUUAUAGGGAGGUUUUGUUCAAGCGAUAGUUGUUCCUGGGGAGUGAGUUUGGGAGGGGGGAUGGGCAUGGGUAUGGGUUAUGGCCAGAUUGGAGGGGUAAUAUUGUCCACGCAGUCGUGCAUUGCAUGCUGUACUGCAGAUGAUAAGAUAUGACUGGUGAGAGAUGGGUGCCCAAUGUGACAAAUUACUCAGUAAAUCAAGAGUAAACAGAGAGAGAAGAGAAGACCCAAAAC
This is a messenger RNA of Aspergillus candidus, 944 nucleotides long. Its product is annotated as oligoribonuclease. The coding region runs from base 177 to 740 and encodes 187 amino acids. Gene Ontology annotation, molecular function: nucleic acid binding; 3'-5'-RNA exonuclease activity. NCBI's taxonomy places the organism in Eukaryota, Fungi, Ascomycota, Eurotiomycetes, Eurotiales, Aspergillaceae. The transcript has 2 exons. Gene Ontology annotation, cellular component: mitochondrion. The record is from RefSeq and is a predicted model, not a curated record.